Anoplopoma fimbria (sablefish) is the source of this 1968-nucleotide messenger RNA. RefSeq names its product carnitine O-palmitoyltransferase 2, mitochondrial-like. Lineage: Eukaryota; Metazoa; Chordata; Actinopteri; Perciformes; Anoplopomatidae. The record is from RefSeq and is a predicted model, not a curated record. Bases 1 to 1968 code for a protein of 655 amino acids. The transcript is spliced from 5 exons. Gene Ontology annotation, biological process: fatty acid beta-oxidation. Gene Ontology annotation, molecular function: carnitine O-palmitoyltransferase activity. Gene Ontology annotation, cellular component: mitochondrion.
AUGGCGAGUCUGCUUUCAUUGCAUUGUGUUGCCUAUCUGAGGAUAUCCGGAUUUCAUUUAAGAACUGCUGCUCUGGGCAUCAAUAAGCGAAACUACAGCAGCAAAAAGGAGUUUUCAACCGAGUAUUUGAGCCAAAGUGAAGGACCAUCGAUGCAUUACCAGAAUAGUUUACCCAGACUACCCAUACCAAAGCUGGAGGAUACUGUCAGGAGGUAUUUAGCAGCCCAGAGGCCUCUGUUGGAUGAUGAACAGUUCAGAACAACAGAGAAAAUUGCACAUGAUUUCCAGAACGGUGUGGGGAAACAGCUGCAGGAGGAACUGGUAGCUCAGGACAACAACAAUACACACACAAGCUACAUCUCAGGGCCAUGGAUGGACAUGUUUCUGUUUGAACGCAAGUCUUUGGUGCUGAUCAACCCCUUCCUGCUUCUUAAUCCUGACCCCAAGACCGAGUACAAUGACCAGCUUGUGCGGGCGACCAAUGUGGUGUGUUCAGCAGUGCGCUUCAUGAAAACACUGCAAACUGGAUUACAGGAACCAAAGGUUUUCCACCUCAACCCGGCAAAGAGUGACACAAACUGCUUUGAAAGCUUCAUCCGCUCAGUCCCAUCUUCUCUGUCUCAACCCCUGGACAUGUCUCAGUACUUUCGCCUCUUCAACUCAACUCGGAUCCCCAAGAGGGGUAGAGAUGAGCUCUUCACAGCCGAGAAAGCGCGACAUCUCCUAGUGAUGAGGAAAGGCCACAUGUAUGUGUUUGACAUUGUAGACAGGGAUGGGAAUUUGGUGAAGCCUGCUGAGAUUCAGUCCCACUUGAAGUUCAUUUUGUGCGACCCAACGCCAGCAGCUGCCUUUCCUCUCGGGGUCCUGACCAGUGAGAACAGGGAUGUGUGGGCCGGACUGAGGGACAAGCUGAUAGCUGCUGGAAACGCAGAAGAUUUACGGAUUGUUGACAGUGCGCUUUUCUGUCUCAGUCUGGACGAUGAAAGCAUGAGGGACAACAUCCACAUCUCCCACAACAUGCUGCACGGCGACGGCUGUAACCGGUGGUGGGAUAAGUCCUUCACAGUCAUUCUGACCAAAGAUGGACAGGCAGCCAUCAAUUUUGAGCACUCCUGGGUCGACGGCUUACCUAUUCAUAGCUUUCAAAAGGAAAUCUUCAAAGACACGACGGAGCAGCCGCUGGUACACCCGGGCUCCGCUGCUGCUGCUGUGGAUUCAGCCUCUGCUGUGCGCAGACUGCAGUUCCACCUGGACAGUGAGCUGGAGAAUGGCAUCAAAAAAGCCAAGGAGAACUUUGACUCAAUUGUAUCAACACUCACCAUUGAUCUCUUGGAGUUCAAGAAAGGUGGCAAGGCACAGUUAAAGAAGAGCAAGUUGAGUCCAGAUGCUAUAGCACAGCUGGCUUUUCAAAUGGGUUUCCUGAGGCAGUAUGGACAGACAGUCCCAACACAUGAGGCCUGUAGCACUGCAGCAUUCAGGCAUGGCCGCAUAGACACCAUCCAGUCAACCACCAUACACACAAAACGAUGUUCACACGCCUUUGUUUACCAGCCAGGACAACACAGUGUGAAACAACUACAGACCAUGCUGAGUGAAUGCUCUAAUUAUCAUCGGCAGCUCAUCAAAGAAACAGCUAUGGGACAAGGGUUUAUCUGCCACCUGCUUGCCCUGCAACAACUUGCCAAUUCAAAGAGCGAGUUUCUGCACAGCUUCUACACAGACCAAGCUUACACUGCAUUCAACCUGCCUAUCAUCGAUACCAGCACCCUCAACAGUGAAGUUAUGAUGCUCGGUUGCUUUGCCCCGUUUGUGUAUGAUGGGUUUACUGUUGGCUACAAUGUCUUUGACGACCGGAUCUUUUGCAGUGUUACCAGCUUCCUGACUCGCAACGUCCAUGAAUUCGUGCAGUGUGUCCACAAGUCCUUAGAGGACAUUUUCAGUGUCCUGGAAGGAAAGACACUCACCUAA